AUGAACGCGAUUCUUAUUUGUGGCAGCAACGUCCUCUUCGAGAAUUUGGCUGUCUUCGCCGUUUUUGGGGUUAUCAGUUAUCUCCGCCGGCGGCCUGAGCAGGGUGUGGAACUAGGAGCCAUUGUCGUGGACUUCCUCACGCUACCUGAAGCUGCUCUGCCAUUGCCUGGCACCAAUUUAUGGGCAUUUCCCCUGUUUUUCACUCUUGUUGUCUUGAGUUUUUCUGCUUUUGUAAUGUUGGAUGCAUGUGCAACUCUCCUCGUCGAUGGAGGGGUGCAAAUUCUCCCGCGCUGCCAUUGA
Messenger RNA from Paracoccidioides lutzii Pb01, 300 nucleotides. RefSeq lists its product as hypothetical. The coding region runs from base 1 to 300 and encodes 99 amino acids. Gene Ontology annotation, cellular component: membrane. The transcript has a single exon. The record is from RefSeq and is a predicted model, not a curated record.